GUUCACCGCAAGAGGGCGACUUUGAGAUCCCUGAAUGCAUCGCAAGCCCCACCACGCUCCCCAUUGUACAGUCUUCGGUGGCCGACGCCACAGGCCACAGGCCCCCCCACCGAACUGUGUUGUUGUUCCGAAGUGAGCCGAGCAAGUUUCCUGGCGCCGCAGAGCGCGGACUCUCUGCUGACCGCGCUGGUUGGCGUCGGCGUGGCGGAGGUCGGAGGCGUCGGUGGCCAUGCGAGCCUCCCGUGCCGCCACUCUGCUGCAGCUGCAGAAGCAGCAACAACAACAGCAGCAGCAGCAUCAGCAAGAGCACCACGCGCUGCAUGUGCGUGUGUCUCGGUCGGCAUGGGAGGCCGCGUUCGGCCGGGAGAACCGGCAGCAGCAGCAGGAGGAGGAGGGAGAUGAAGAGCCGGAGACGCCACGCGAACAACAACAUCAUCGUCAGCGGCAGCAGAUGAAGCAGGCGGUCCUGCUGCAGGGAGAAGGCCGCUUCCUCGGCCUGCGGGUGCGGGGGCUCGCGGGGAUGCGCUGGGGUUCAGAGGGAGCGGCGGGGUCAACCGGGACGUCGGGACCCGAGCGCACCCUCCUCGUGUACGCGUGGCUCGACGACGACGACGACGGAGGGGCCCUCUCACUGGGGGACGUCGUCCAGGGGGACCGGCCCGGCACAGGGACCCCCUCGGCCCCUCUGCACGUGCGCGCCUCGGCCCUCUUCUUCCGGCACCACGGCCUCCGCCCGGGGGCCGCGGCAGUCGCGGUUCCCCUCGGGGGGUCUCCCGCGGGGGUCCGGCGCCUGGUGCUGGGAGCCCGGAGCAGGGCAGCCUUCUCGUGGGCCUCCGGGGAGGCCUUCGCGGCCGGGCUGAGGACUUUGGCGGCGGGGGGUCCGCCGGGGAUCCUGGUGCGGCGAGGGGACCCGCUCAUUGUCCCCUGCCUCCCGAUGAUGCUUGCGAACGGGGUCAUGGGUGGGCAGGGAGUUUCAGGGGCCCAAGCGGAAGAGGGCGGAUCGGGGGGAGCGGGGGUCUCGGGUGCCCCGGUGGCCGCGGGGGUUCAGGGGAUCUUCGGGGACCACGGUGCCUCGGGGACACCGGGGACCCUUGCCAGGCUGGCCGCCCUCAGCCUGGACCUCCUGGUCCUUGACUGUGGCCCCGUGCUGCAGGGGACCCUGAGGCCCGACGCGUCGCUCCUUCUCGCCGACCUCUCGGAGGCUGGCCAGGGGAGCAGGGCGGGGUCGGGCGACGGGGCAGGGCUCGGAGCAAGGCCGGGGCAAGGGGCAAGGCCGGGGCAUUUGGCGGAGUCGGCCAGCGGGGCAGGGGCACGGAAUGGGGCAGGGUCGAGGUCAGAGGAGGAGGGGACGCGAGUGAAUUUGGCAGUGGCGGAGGAUGGGUUCGGGGCAAGAGGUUUUGGCCAGAUGGUGAGUCCUGCGGGAGCAGGAUUUGCAGAUGAAUUGGGCCACGUGGCAGAGUCGGGGACCAACGCGGGUCUUGGUGAUGGGAGGGCAGGUCGAGUGAAUGGGACAGGAACUGCGUACGGCAAUGACUUGGGUAAUGAUGGGGCAGCGCCUCCAUCAGGACUGAUUGACUUUCACGACAUCACAGGCGCAGCAGAGGUCUCGGACGUCAGAGCCUUCGAGCGUGCGAUGGAGGUGCAGCCGGUGCUGGCCUCAGACUUUGCUCGCCUCCUGGCGGAUUUGACCGCCCGCGGCACGGCCUUGCCAGGAGAUGCCCCGGGCCACGCGGCGUCCACUGGGCCCCGUCGCACCAUCAGGUGCUGGCCCAACGCCGGCCUCUCCGCACUGCUGGACAGGGACGUGGAUUCUCACUCGUGCGUGGUGGUCGGCAGGCAGACCCUCGGCCGGCUGGGCCUCUUCCACGGUGAGUGGGUCACGCUCUGGCAGCGACCAGACGCUGAUGUGGCCAGGAGCCGCCCGGCAGACGGACACCACGAAGAGGAUUCCCCACUUUUAUAUCCUGAUGGGACUGGCCACCGGCGAGAUGGUGUGUCAGAGGAAGAAGCAGGAGAAGCAGCAGCAGCCGUGGUGGUGGUGCCGACAGAUGACCGGCCUGCGGGUGAGAAAAGAGGUGGACGUUGCGCAAGGAUAUUUGGCGUCGACGCACGGGAACUGCAGAGGCUGUCGCUUCACCCCCGCCAGAACGAUGGAGAUGAUGGCCUGGUAGAAGAAGCCCUCGUCUGCCCCAGCCUGAUCUUCAAUGCCUGCCCUCGCCCCUGGCCGAUCACGUCUCUCAAACCUGCAGGUUGCUUCUUCACGGUGGAAAGGCUGAGAGGGGAGGUCCCUUUGACGAGCAGCCGCUCGGCCCUCGGGUGUCCCCCCAUCGCCGGCAGUCUCUGUGUGGCUAUCGUGGAGUCUCCGCAGUACAAGACCGGAGGGAACUACGACAACAUCCUGCGCAAGCACUUUGAAACCCCCCGUCUAGUGAAGGCUGGAGAUGUGUUGUGCAUCCCCACAAGGCAUAGUGCUGACUUCCUGAGUGAAGAGAAGGUGAAAGGGGCUCUCUGGUGGCCGGUGCUCUACUACCAGGUGAAGAGUGUGAACUUGGUGGAGGGUCGACAGGACGAGAAGCAGCUGCCUGGAAAAAAUGGACGGAUGAAGGAGAAUGAUGAGGGGCAACCAGGAGGCCAGGAUCGGUCUGAAAACUUGUGCUACUUGGUGGACACAAAAAGCACAAAUGUGUACCUGGAAGGGUCUGUGAACGCGUUUGCGCCGGUACGGUUGGAAGGAGCUGUGGCCACUGAUGGGGGUCACCCGCUCUGGGACAGCGACUGCCCACCGGGGCUGACGUCCGCCGUGGACGAGCUGACCGUCGUGGCACUCCCCUACGUCUCCAGCAGCAGCGCCGCGCUGCUGGAUGGCCAGUGCUCGGUGCUGCUGUGCGGGCCCAGCGGGGCAGGCAAGACGGUGGUGGUGCGCGCUGUCUGCCGCCGGCUCAACCUGCACCUCGCGCAGAUGAGCGGAGCGUCGCUCUGCAGGGAAACGGCGGCGGCGGCCGAGGCUCGCCUGCGCUCGGCCUUCUCGCGUGCCGCCGCACUGGCGCCGUGCGUUCUGCUCGUCAAGGGGGUGGAACCCCUGGGUCGCGACUCAGGGGGCAAAGAGGACGCGCGAGUCACGCACACCCUGCGCCAGCUGCUGUGGGAGCGGCAGCGAGAAGCCGGCCGCCUGCCGGUGCUGGUGCUGGGCACGGCGGUGUCACGGCAGAGUGUCGCGCCCGGCGUGCAGAGUUGCUUUCUGCACGAGCUGCGUGUGGACCGCCCCGAUGAGGGGUCCCGCGCCGCCAUCCUGCAGGCGCUCGCGCACGCCUCGCCGCUCGGGCCCGACGUCUCGCUCGCUCGCCUCGCCCAGCACACAGCCGGCUUCGUGCUGGGAGACCUCUGCGCGCUGCUCUCCGGGGCGUGCCGAGCGGCCUAUGCCAGGGUAGCGCAGGCGUGCUCCGAGCAUGGGUUCCUCAGCCCGGAGGAGGAGCGAGCGCUGUGCGAGCUGGGCGUGUGCGUCACCGCGGACGACUUCUCCUCCGCGCUCGACGAGCUGCAGGCCAAGCACGCGCACGCCGUGGGGGCGCCCGAGAUCCCGCGCGUGCACUGGGAUGACGUGGGGGGGCUGUCGGACGUGAAGCGAGAGCUGCUCGACUUGGUGCAGCUGCCCCGGCGGCUGCAGGGCCUGCGCUCCGGGUCGGGCCUGCGUCGCUCGGGGCUGCUCCUCUUCGGGCCGCCCGGCACCGGCAAGACGCUGCUGGCCAAGGCCCUUGCCACCGAGUGCUCCAUGACCUUCCUCAGCGUGAAGGGCCCGGAGCUGAUAAACAUGUACGUGGGCCAGAGCGAGGAGAACGUUCGCGAUGUGUUUGCUCGCGCGCGCUCUGCCGCCCCCUGCGUGGUUUUCUUCGACGAGCUCGACUCCCUGGCGCCGAACCGGGGUCGCAGCGGCGACUCCGGAGGGGUCACGGACAGGGUGGUGUCGCAGCUGCUGGCUGAGCUGGACGGGAUGCACACGAGCGGGGACGUGUUUGUGGUCGGGGCCACGAACCGCCCGGACCUGCUCGACCCCGCGCUGCUACGGCCCGGGAGGUUCGACAAGAUGCUGUACGUGGGCGUGAGCGAGGAUCGGGCUGCCCAGCUGCGGGUGUUGCGUGCCGUCACCCGCAAGCUGACGCUGGGCGGGGACGUGAGCCUGGAGGCCCUGGUGGAGGCGGCCCCACCGUGCCUCACGGGGGCCGACAUGUACGCACUCGCAUCGCACGCCAUGAUGGCGGCCGUCAAGCGAAAGAUUGCGCUCAUCGAGAGAGCAGAGGACACGGAGGAGUCGGAGCUGGUGGUGGAGGAUGGCGAUUUCCGCGCGGCGCUCGGUACCCUGCAGCCGUCGGUGACGGAGGAGGAGCUGCGCCAGUACGAGGCUCUGCGCCAACGGCACACGCCCGCCAGCCGGCGCUGAGACGCCUCGACAGAUGCCACCGCCAUCGUCGCCACUGCCGUCGCCGUUCGGCAUGGAACAAUGUAUAUUGUUGGCGGGCACUUGCAUUUACAGAAUGCGUCUGUAAACCAGGCCUUCGGCUGAAGGGGCAAAUUGUUAUAUCUUACACGUGGUGUUAAAGUGUGCUGCGAUGUUACUUUGCAGAGCCAUUUGGCUACGUGGUCAGUGACUUUUUGCAAAGUACGGAGAAUCAAUGCAUCUCGAAGGUUAAGGGGUUUUUUCCUGAAUUUCUGCUUUUGGUGAUAAGUGCCUGGUCGACUUGACAUUUGCUGUAAACAUUGCAUCAGAAAGCAAAGUGUACACGCGAUGUUUCCUCUUCCAAAAGUUCAAGGUCAAAGACUCUCAUUUGCCCUGUGAAUCGAUGGCCAUUUCUGUCGUGGAUAAUGACGUGAAUUUUCAUUUAGUUUCAGAUCUAGAUGCUGUGACCUAAUUAACCGCUUGGCUUGUGAUGACCUCCCGAUCAGCACGGUUGGCUACCUACGGUGCGAAAGAAUUUCGACGUACAGAACAACAAGGAAACGGUCACAUUCUCCGCUAUUUCCAUGGUGAACUGGAUCGCUGAAGGUUGUGAAUUUAAGUAAUCGAGAAAGGUGUCCAGCGAAGCUUUCGAAUGUGCCCAUAAAACGAGAGUGUCAAUGACAUAUCUGUACCAAUCCGGGGGAUUUAAGAUGACUGGAUUCCAGAGCCUUGUUGAUGAUGUUCAAAAUAUGAGUUGGUUAUUACGGGGAAAAGGGGUCAACCCAGAGCUGUGGAUUUCUGGAUGCAAUGGGUUUCUGGAGGCAAGGAUUUGCGGCCCAGAUUGGCCACUCGGGAUUGUGUGUGUGUGUAUUUGUUUUCUAAUUACAUUGCGACUGUCGAUAUAAUUGCUCAAACGUGUUCAUUGAGUAUUGAAAUACGCUCAUUAUUUGCACUGCGCCAUUUGAACGUGUCAUAGUUUUCUUUAAAAAAAUUGUCACUGCCAAAUAUACAUAAAUCGUUUUGAUUUAAAGCUUUCGUGACUGCAGGGAUUCAUAUUCUUGGUUCUUUCUUCAUAAUCAUCCCUGAUUAUUGACGACUUGAUUUUAACAUUUGCCUCAUCAUCUUCGUAAUUGUUGAUUAUCUUUUUAAUUGCUCUUGAUCAUUUCCAACUUUAUUUUAAUUAUUGCCUUAUUGUUCGCUGUAUUUGCUUCCCCCAUGGGAAAGUACAGUAAAUGUAUCUGAAGAGUAAGAUCCCAUGCCACGUGACGUGUAGUCGCUCUCAUCAAGCAGUGGAUAGACAAUGACUAAUUCUGGUGAGAUCUCUUAAUGACGUUACGAUGCCAUGAGGUCGGCCGACUCCAUUGUCCUUCCCAGCUCCACUUUUCUCAACAUGCUGUCGUCGUGACCUGGAGCUCUGGGACACUUUGUCAAUUCAGCCUUUUUAGUUUUUAUUUUCUUGGAAUAUAAUUUGAGAAAUUGUACAUUGAUAAUUGAGUGGAAUGUACAUUUAAUGAAUGUGUGAAAUGGUUGAGGGGUUACAUUUUAUUAACCAAUGUUCGAAGAUUUGACCUAGAAUUUCCUUUGUCCUGGACAAAUUAAAAGUGCUGUGACAUUUUAAUAAGGGCAGUCUAAACAUAUCGUUUCUGUGAUACCUUGAUGUUUGAGAUAUAAUUUAUUCAUGAUUGAAACGCGCGUUUAAUAAAGUAUUGUGCUAAGUGAA
Petromyzon marinus (sea lamprey) is the source of this 6152-nucleotide messenger RNA. RefSeq names its product peroxisomal biogenesis factor 6 (gene PEX6). The record is from RefSeq and is a predicted model, not a curated record. Gene Ontology annotation, cellular component: cytosol; peroxisomal membrane. Gene Ontology annotation, molecular function: ATP hydrolysis activity; ATP binding. Gene Ontology annotation, biological process: protein import into peroxisome matrix. Lineage: Eukaryota; Metazoa; Chordata; Hyperoartia; Petromyzontiformes; Petromyzontidae.